AUGCUUACUCACACAGUAUUGAGAGCUGGAACUAAGAGAACCUGCUCUACCCUUUCUGUCGUCAGAGGGUUGGCCACGGUCUCGCAGAAUCAACCCAGGCUGAAGUCAUUCAAAGUGUAUCGUUGGUCUCCUGAUACGCCGGAAAUUAAGCCACAUAUGCAAGAAUACAAGAUUGAUCUGAACGAAUGUGGUCCCAUGGUUUUGGAUGCUUUGCUCAAGAUCAAGAACGAACAGGAUGCUACACUUACCUUCCGUAGAUCGUGUCGUGAGGGUAUUUGUGGAUCAUGUGCUAUGAACAUUGGUGGUAGAAACACUUUGGCAUGUUUAUGCAAGAUCGACCAGAAUGAGAGCACGGAACUCAAAAUUUAUCCUCUUCCUCACAUGUUUGUAGUCCGAGACCUAGUGCCUGAUUUAACACACUUUUACAAGCAAUACAAAUCGAUCCAACCAUUUUUACAAAGAGAUUCGGUGCCUAGCGAUGGCAAAGAAAAUUUACAAUCUAUUGAGGAUCGUAAGAAGUUGGAUGGAUUGUACGAGUGUAUCUUGUGUGCCUGCUGUUCUACGUCUUGCCCGUCUUAUUGGUGGAAUCAACAGGAAUAUUUAGGCCCCGCGGUUUUAAUGCAAGCCUAUAGAUGGUUGAUCGAUUCCCGUGAUCAAGCUUCUGUGGCAAGAAAAGAAAUGUUGCAGAAUUCAAUGUCACUAUACCGCUGUCACACAAUCAUGAACUGUGCUCGUACUUGUCCGAAAGGCUUGAAUCCAGGUAAAGCCAUUGCGGAAAUCAAAAAACAGCUUGCCUUUGACUAA
Molecule: messenger RNA, 804 nt
Organism: Komagataella phaffii GS115
Lineage: Eukaryota; Fungi; Ascomycota; Pichiomycetes; Pichiales; Pichiaceae
Product: Iron-sulfur protein subunit of succinate dehydrogenase (Sdh1p, Sdh2p, Sdh3p, Sdh4p)
Exons: 1
Coding region: 1-804 (267 amino acids)
Biological process (GO): respiratory electron transport chain; tricarboxylic acid cycle; aerobic respiration
Cellular component (GO): mitochondrial membrane
Molecular function (GO): electron transfer activity; 2 iron, 2 sulfur cluster binding
Source: RefSeq, a predicted model, not a curated record